Messenger RNA from Maylandia zebra (zebra mbuna), 1346 nucleotides. It is a transcript of the gene nqo1, whose product is annotated as NAD(P)H dehydrogenase, quinone 1. Gene Ontology annotation, cellular component: cytosol. NCBI's taxonomy places the organism in Eukaryota, Metazoa, Chordata, Actinopteri, Cichliformes, Cichlidae. Gene Ontology annotation, molecular function: NAD(P)H dehydrogenase (quinone) activity. The record is from RefSeq and is a predicted model, not a curated record.
GUAAUCAUCCGUGAACUAUGUGAAAGUCCACUCUGCUGUCAGUCAUGAGAGUCCGUUCACCCCGCUGAACCGGCCCUGCACUCUGACAACAUGCCCCGCCCCCCACGCCGUGGGCCUAUAAGAAGCUCCGCGAAGCCGGUCUCCUGUGCCGACGGGUCCAGCAGACGCAGCAUGGCUCAGAAGACAGCUCUGAUCGUUUACGCCCACCAGAGUCCGGCUUCGUUCAACGCGGCGGCUCGAGACGUGGCGCUGCAGGAGCUGAAGCUGCAGGGAUACGAGGUCGUCGUGUCUGACCUGUACGCCAUGAACUUCAAAGCCAGUGCCACGCGGGAUGACAUCAUCGGUGAUGUGAGGAACUCUGAGCAUUUCCAGUACGGAGAAGAGACCCUGCACGCCGGGAUGGAGGGCCGUCUCAGCGAAGACAUCGUAGCUGAGCAGCGCAAAGUAACAGAGGCCGAGCUCAUCAUCUUCCAGUUUCCUUUGUACUGGUUCAGUUUUCCCGCCGUCAUGAAGGGCUGGAUAGACAGAGUGCUGUCACAGGGCUUCGCUUUCUCCCUGGAAAAGAUGUACGAUAACGGGAUAUUCAAGGAUAAAAAAGCCAUGUUGUCGUUCACGACCGGAGCAGCUCCGACGAUGUUUCAGCCUGACGGCAUCAACGGGGACAUCAACGUCACCCUGUGGCCUCUGCAGAAUGGGAUUCUGCACUUCUGUGGAUUUCAGGUUCUGGCUCCUCAGAUUUUCUGGAGUCCGGCUCACAGUCCCCCAGCUGCACGAGCCGCGAUGCUCGAGGGGUGGCGGACUCGACUCAAAGGACUACUUGCAGAAAAUCCUUUGACCUUUGCCCGCUGUGAGCUCUUUGACCUCAGCUUUCAGGGAGGAUUCUUACUUCGGCCGGAAGUGAAGGAGGAACUAGCGACGCAGCCUCUCGGCAUCUCCACAGGACACCACCUGGGGAAGCCGCUGCCGCCCGAUAACCAGACCAGAGCGGCCACAGCGGAAGACGAACGAGGCAACGGGAAGAAGGCGUGUGGCUCCAUUCGUACAGUGUAAUUCACGCGUGGUUUUAGACACGUUUACUGAAGUUUGAAUAAAACUUUGUAUUAAAGCACUUACUUUGGUGCUGGAGCAUUUCUCUUUUUAGAAUAUCUGAACAAAGAAAAGCUUUUACUCUAAAACAAAUUCUGUCGUCAUAAACAUGAAGCAAUACAUUUGAUGAAAGUGUAACUGAAAUGUAUGAAAUAAAAGUUUUAUGUAUUCCAAAAAAACAUCAAAGAAAUUAUGCUUGAUGUAAAGUGAAUGUAUCCUAAUCAAAUAAAGUUUAUUUCACCAGAUUUCAUUAAACGUAA